AUGGUGUGGAAUUUGGUGCGGAAACCAACCACCGAUUCAAGCGAUCCACCAGCUGCGUCAAAUCGAGAUAGCACCGAUUACGAGGUACCAAUCGGUAGACAUGUUUCAAAUGUACCGCUAGACUCUCAACACGAAGACAACGAUCAUCCUGUUUAUGCUAUUCCGUACGACAAAACCGAUGCAAAUGCAAAUAGUGCCUCACCAGAGCCUAUUAUUCCACGACUAUCGGGGACACAAUAUUCAUCCACUAGAAGUUUUUAUAUCUAG
This is a messenger RNA of Anisakis simplex (herring worm), 267 nucleotides long. Lineage: Eukaryota; Metazoa; Nematoda; Chromadorea; Rhabditida; Anisakidae. The record is from the annotation of a GenBank genome assembly.